AUGGCCGAAGUCGACGGCUACGAGGAGAGUCACAAUGGUGAUGAGGGCGGCACGACCGGCCCUGGCGCGCCAACGCCACUCUCUGCACUUGAGGGCGUUGCAGGUCUGACGAAGCGUGAUAUCCAAAUGGUGGUUGAUGGAGGUUUCAACACAGUAGAGUCGGUCGCGUACACCCCACGUAGAAUGCUUGAGCAGAUCAAGGGUAUUUCUGAGCAGAAAGCCACCAAGAUCCUCGCCGAAGCCUCGAAACUCGUGCCAAUGGGCUUCACGACCGCUACCGAGAUGCACCAACGACGCAGUGAGCUCAUUUCUAUCACGACGGGCUCAAAGCAGCUAGACACCCUUCUCGCCGGUGGUAUCGAGACCGGAUCAGUGACCGAGCUUUUUGGAGAGUUCCGCACGGGAAAGAGUCAGAUCUGCCAUACGCUUGCCGUGACGUGCCAGCUGCCCUUCGACAUGGGCGGUGGCGAGGGCAAAUGCUUGUACAUCGACACCGAGGGUACGUUCCGGCCUGUUCGGUUGCUCGCCGUCGCCAACCGAUUUGGUCUUUCCGGAGAAGAGGUCCUGGACAACGUGGCAUAUGCGCGUGCGUACAACUCGGAUCAUCAGCUUCAGCUCCUCCAGCAGGCUGGCGCCAUGAUGUGUGAGACUCGGUUCUCCCUCCUCAUCGUCGACAGUGCUACGGCUCUCUACAGAACCGACUUUUUAGGCAGAGGCGAGCUGUCGUCGAGACAGACCCAUCUUGCCAAGUUCAUGCGCACCCUUCAGCGUCUCGCGGAUGAGUUUGGAAUCGCUGUCGUCAUUACGAACCAGGUUGUUGCGCAGGUUGAUGGCGGACCCAGUGCCAUGUUCAAUCCUGACCCGAAGAAGCCGAUUGGCGGCAACAUCAUUGCUCACGCCAGCACGACAAGAAUUAGCCUGAAAAAGGGACGCGGCGAGACCCGUAUCGCCAAGAUAUACGACAGUCCCUGCUUGCCCGAGAGCGACUGCCUCUUCGCCAUCAACGAGGACGGCAUUGGCGACCCCAGCCCCAAGGACCUGGAGAAAGACUGA
Messenger RNA from Colletotrichum higginsianum IMI 349063, 1053 nucleotides. RefSeq names its product DNA repair protein rhp51. Gene Ontology annotation, molecular function: ATP hydrolysis activity; ATP-dependent DNA damage sensor activity; single-stranded DNA binding. The record is from RefSeq and is a predicted model, not a curated record. Gene Ontology annotation, cellular component: condensed nuclear chromosome. Gene Ontology annotation, biological process: double-strand break repair via homologous recombination; reciprocal meiotic recombination; mitotic recombination-dependent replication fork processing. The transcript is spliced from 3 exons. Lineage: Eukaryota; Fungi; Ascomycota; Sordariomycetes; Glomerellales; Glomerellaceae. Bases 1 to 1053 code for a protein of 350 amino acids.